Lontra canadensis (Northern American river otter) is the source of this 1845-nucleotide messenger RNA. RefSeq names its product glial cells missing transcription factor 2 (gene GCM2). Gene Ontology annotation, cellular component: nucleus. NCBI's taxonomy places the organism in Eukaryota, Metazoa, Chordata, Mammalia, Carnivora, Mustelidae. Bases 1 to 1845 code for a protein of 614 amino acids. The record is from RefSeq and is a predicted model, not a curated record. Gene Ontology annotation, molecular function: RNA polymerase II cis-regulatory region sequence-specific DNA binding; DNA-binding transcription activator activity, RNA polymerase II-specific. Gene Ontology annotation, biological process: regulation of transcription by RNA polymerase II; gliogenesis. The transcript is spliced from 7 exons.
AUGGCGUCACGUGGCUGGCUCCUCCAGGCUCCAGAAAACCUCGGCAGAUGGAAUGGGCCCCUCCGGAGAACAGGUGCACCUAGGCCCGCGAGCUCACGGGGACGUUUGGCAUUCCUUCGGACGCCAGUCCACCAGCCCCCAGGAGAAAAGCACAGACUCCCCGACACUCACAACAUCUAUGACAAAUCCGGAGAGCAGAAGUCCAAAGCCAGUGGGCGCGGGUGCAGUUACCCAGACUUGGGCGCGCAACGGCCAAAGUCUUACAAACAGUGCCUAGGAAUUGAUCGUUGGCGGCGAGCGCAGGCAAGGUGCGGGCAGAUGCUGGCGGAAGUGGGGCAGAAGGCGGACUGCGUGUGCCCCCACGGGAUGAAGCUCAGUUGGGACAUCAACGAUCCGCAGAUGCCUCAGGAGCCGGCACACUUCGACCGCUUCUGCGAGUGGCCCGACGGCUACGUGCGCUUCAUCUACCGCAGCGACGAGAAGAAGGCCCAGCGCCACCUUUGCGGCUGGGCCAUGCGCAACACCAACAACCACAACGGCCACAUCCUCAAGAAGUCGUGCCUGGGCGUGGUGGUGUGCGCUCGGGCCUGCGCCCUGCCCGACGGCUCCCGCCUGCAGCUGCGGCCCGCCAUCUGCGACAAGGCGCGCCUGAAGCAGCAGAAGAAGGCGUGUCCCAACUGUCAUUCCGCGUUGGAGUUGAUUCCCUGUCGAGGGCACAGCGGAUACCCCGUAACCAACUUCUGGAGGCUUGAUGGCAACGCGAUAUUUUUCCAAGCCAAGGGAGUGCAUGAUCACCCAAGACCAGAAAGCAAAUCAGAGACGGAAGCUAGAAGAAGUGCCGUCAAGAGACAAAUGGCCUCUUUUUAUCAAUCCCAGAGAAAAAGAAUUCGAGAACCAGCGGCUGGAGAGAAUCAAGACAACAGUGGACAUUUCAACAACAUGCCUCCCUUGGAAAAUCCAGAAGAGUUUGAUGUAAUUGCUGACACUGGCACUGGCUUCCCUAUUCCAGGGCAGCCUUGCUUUUCCUUCCCCAGCUCCGAGGCUUACAAAGCUACCGGUGAUCUAGCCACCUUCCAAGGAGACGUAAUGCCACCCUUUCAGAAAUAUCCAAAUCCAAGAAUUUUUUUGCCUAGGCCACCUUGCAGCUAUGAAUUGGCAGGUCCUGGUUACACAAAUUCCAGCCCACAUCCCGCCCAUUAUCCAAAUUCCAGCAGCAUCUCUAAUGACACAGACUGGGUUCGUCUGAAUGCACUGCAAUAUAACGUCAAUUCCUACAGCAGCUUUGAGAGAAGCUUUGAUUUCACCAGUAAACAACACGGCUGGAAAGCAGCUCUUGGAGCACCUGGCCUUGGGGAGAGGCCCGACCAUGGACAGCUCCAGGCCGUGACCACUCACCCGUAUUAUAACUCAGAGCUUCCCUGCAGGUACCUCUCGACUCCCGCGGCAGGCGCUCCAGCCCUACAGACCGUGAUCACCACCACCACCAAAGUGUCCUACCAGGCCUACCAGCCCCCUGCUCUGAGAUACUGUGACAGCAUACAGGAAGGGAAGAGCCUUUCAGGGUGUAACUAUGCUUCUGAAAACAUCCCCCUGCCCAUCUAUCCGGAAAGCUUGGACUUCCCAGCCUCAGUAGCCAGGGCAGCCUCUCCAGCAGGGUCACUUCCUUUGAAAAUUCCAGGCGAUUGCAGAGCCAUCAGACCCACGCUGGCCUUUCCCCAAGAGUCCGCUCCCUCCGGGACAGACGGAGCGGAGACUUGGGAUGUGUAUCCAUCGAGGUUGGGGUCUGCAAUCAGUUAUUCAGAUGGGGCUAGUCCAUUCUUUAGCUAUGACGAUGAGGACUUUUGA